UGUAAAUAAGUAUAUGUUUAUGACUGAACAAAUAUUGCCUAGUAUGAAUUAUUUCAACCUAGUGAUCAGCUGUUGCAAUCUGACAUUGGCUAUUUCCGUCACUGAAAGUUUCUCUAACUUGGUACACUAUUGUGGAAUAUUUUGACAUAUGUUUCUUGUUUUCUCUCCCCCACUCGCUUUCUCUCUCUCUCUCUCACUCCAACCUUUGUUGUCCAUAUCUGCAGUGAUAAUAAAUAAUGAAAUAAUAAAAAUAAAUGUAUUAAUAUUAUAAAUACUACUAGUACUACUAUUAAUGAUGGUGGAAGGGGUUUCUUUUUUAUCUUGACAUACUGGCCAUUCAGAAUAAGAGAGACAGACUCAGAUAAAUGUGUUUAUCUACACGUGUAUAUAUGUGUUUGUACAUAUAUGAGUGUAUUCUUUUUUUGUUUAGGUAUUAUGUUCUAUCAUGGAACACAUAGUUUUUUGUUUGUUUGAGGUAUUCACAAUCAUUCCACAUAUCGGAUGUUAUCCUUUUAAUUUCCUAUAUCUUUUUUCUUCUACACCUGAUACCCCCAAUGUCCAAUAAAACUCAACUGAUGUAAAUAAUGAGCAAUAUCAUUUAGUUAUUUACAGAUUUAUUUACCCAAUGGACAACACAUAAUCACGACAAUUUAAAAUAACAAUCUCUAAGAUUGAUUUUAAUCCAAUGAUGAUAUGAAAAAAAAUCAUUAUUAAUUAAUUAUUGGCAACAUGAACAUCUGGAGUUAAUUAUUAGAAAUCCUUUUUUCUUCAUUAUCAGUAUCAUAUUAACUAAUUUGAUUUCGUUCAACUCAAUGUUGUUGUUACUUCUGUUAUGUAUUUCAAGUUCAAUUUUAAGUGAAACCACUGCAAAUUCUGGCGUAGUUGAUGUUAUGGAGGAUGCUCGACCUGGGACAAUAAUCAUAGAUAACUUAGAGCAUAGAUUUCCUAUACUCAACAGUGGCGAAUUCAACUCUAAUUAUUUUGCAAUUGGAAACCCAUCAAGUCCUGGAAUAAAUCAUUUGGAAAUACGUCGGCAUAGAUUUGAUAAUUCCGUUCAACUUGUUGUUAAAGAUGGACAAAAUGGUCCAGAUCGUGAGGAACUUUGUGGAGCACGGGAAACUCAGUCCGACUCUCAAAUGCCUUUUUGUGAUAUUACCUUAAUUAUUUUACAUGGUAAACGACAGGAACCAUCAUAUGGAAAAUUAACUCUCCGUAUUCUGGAUAGAAAUGAUAAUAGUCCUAUAUUCACUAAAAGAGACACAACGGAGCUCCGAAUACCAGAGAAUAUAGAAAGUGUUGAUAUGGUUGGCAGCAGCGCUACUAGUCAUUCUCAAAUUUUACAUUCCAACAAUAAACCAACUUCAGGAAACCCAACUACUCUCGAACUGCCUAAAGCCCAUGACAUAGACCUACCAGAGAAUGGAGUCAAAACAUAUCGGCUGACAACCGUUUCAGGUCAUGAAAUAGAUAAGGCACUCUUUAACUUGAUUGUGAAUAAUGAUAACGAAAACAAAAUAGGUAACAGUCUCCCAGUUCCAUUUUUACGCAUUGUUGGCUUACUUGACAGAGAAAAACAAGAUGAAUAUUGGUUUCACUUACUAGCCAUUGAUGGAGGUAACCCGAAAAGAACAGGUACACAGACUAUCCACUUAGUAGUAACAGACAUUAAUGACAACAUUCCAAAAUUUAGAAAACCGAUUUUUCAUUUCCCAACAUUUAUAUCAACUUCAGAUUUGUAUGGUAAUGGUGCUAUUCAGGAAUUUUUGAAAAUCCCGGAAACCCAAACACCUGGUACUCCGAUUGUAACAAUAAUAGCUGAUGAUCCAGAUAAAGAUUUAAAUGGUCAGAUCACCUAUCGUUUCAAGGAGUCGUUAAAUGGCGAUCAAAAUGCAAUUUCAAUGCAAUGGUUUGACUUGGAAACUAACAAUGGUACAGCAAUCUUGAAAGUGGCCAAGAAAAUGGAUGCAGAUGAUCGUCAUGGAGCUAGUUGGUCUGAUUUGAAUAGAGAACACAGUGGUCGUUUAAUAAAGCUGGUUGUAGAAGCUGUGGAUGCUGGAUCACCUUCAUUAACGGGAAGUAUUGAACUAUUAAUUUUAGUUGAGAAUAUUAAUGAUAAUGAACCUGUAAUAUCUGUACAAUAUACACAACCAUUUCAAACUGAAUCUGAAUUUCAUAACAGUGUGAAAGGUAAAAUUGUAGGUUGCUUACAAGAAAAUCAAAAUGAACCAUUAACAAUUGCACAUUUAACUGUAGAAGAUGGUGAUAUUAUUGAGAGCAAUAGUGGGGCUAUCUCAAAUUUGUUAGAAAUUCAUUGUGAAACUAACGAUACAAGGUUUUUGUUAGAAAAAGUAUCUAAUUUAAACUAUGCUGACCGUUCAGAUUCUUAUGGAUUAUCUACUACUCAUUUUGAUUCACCAUUAUUAUUUUAUAAAAUGUCAUCAUUAAAAUCGAUUGAUCGAGAGGCAGAACCAUGGGUUUUUGUGAAAGUAAUUUGUGUCGAUCAAGUACAAGUUAGUUAUGCAUUAAGUGGGUACCAAAAUAUUGGCAAAUUGAUUCAGUCGAGCCGAUUAACUGGAAGUACUACGGUAUCUAUUAAAGUAUUAGAUGUGAAUGACAAUAUCCCCAAAUUUGCCAGUGGUAAUUAUCAAUUCAGUGUUUUUGAGACACCUUCUUUAGCUGUAAAUUUAAUUAAAAAUAUGUUUGAUGAUCAGUCAACGGUUGAAAUCGGUCGAGUAAGUGUAAAUGAUCAAGAUGAGGGAGUGAAUAGCAAAGUUAGUUACAGGUUUUUAUCAGGUGAAAUAGAUGCAUUCAAGAUUGAUGAAAAUACAGGAGUAAUACGGAGAGUAGGUUUUAUAGACAGGGAAAAAGUUAAUCAAAUGGAACUGGUAGUUGAAGCUAAAGAUCAUGGAGAACCAAGUUUAAGUAGUACUACGGUGAUCAAAGUUGAUGUACUUGAUGUAAACGACAAUCCACCUUAUUGGAUUAUGUCUUCUCCAAAUGACAGAGAUAAAGAAAUUCGUCGAAGUGGACCUGAAGAUGGUGUGUAUUACUUUUCUCUAAAUGAAGAUGCUCCUAUAGGUAGUAUAGUAGGGACUAUCAGUGCAGUAGAUACAGAUGGUAUAGCUGAAAGUGAAAUGAUUGAACAAAUUAUAGAAAAACAAAACCCUCCAAAAUUACAAAAAACUAAUUUUGGAAAUUUACUUGGAACAUUAUCUAUCACUUACCAAUUAGAAAAUGAAGGUGAUGGUAAGAUAUUUUCAAUUAAUUCACGCAAUGGAGAUAUACGCCUUAAUAAACAUUUGGAUCGUGAAAUUCGAGCUCAUUAUGAAUUUCGUGCUUUUGCAAUUGAUGAUAUAUUAAAAUCUGUUAAAACAUCACAAAACAAUGCAUAUUUAAUCAACAAAUGGCAACAUCAAUAUACAGCUACAGCUACAAUAAUUAUUACAGUAUUAGAUGUUAAUGAUAAUCCACCAAUAUUUGAAACACCAUUAAAUGGUCAAGAAUUUCAUAUUGAACCUGGUUCUUCAAUGACUACAGCUGGUAGUACAUUAUUCACAGCAAAAGCACAUGAUCCUGAUAUUGGUGAUAAUUCAUUAGUUAGAUAUUCUUUAGAUAAUAAUGGUUAUGGUAUAGUAGAAAUUGAUUCAACAACUGGUGUUUGUUAUUUUCGUGAAACAUUACAAUAUUCAUUAAUGAAUAAAUUAAUUUCAUCUAAUCAAUAUGCAAUCAAUGGUAGAACAUCAAAUCAUUUAACUGAUUCUAAUUUAAUUACUUCAGACAAUUUAAUAACAAAUCGUGCACAUGAAUUACAUUCAUUCAGUUUAAGUCUUACUAUUAUUGCUCGUGAUUUAGGUACACCAUAUUCAUUAAAUAAUACACGUACAGUAAAACUUGUAUGGACAACAGAAUCCCAAAUGAAAUCAUUAAGUAUAUCAAAUAAUGAUUUAAUAAGUAGUAGUAUAUUUGGUAAUUUUGAAUUUUUAUCAGAUAAUCGAAUGACUAUUAAUAAAUUAAUAAUUCCAUUAAUUAUUGGUGCUAUUCUAUUAUUAUUAAUUAUAUUUUUAAUAUUAUUUGGUAUAUUUCAUUGUCGUAAAAAUUCAAAUAAACAAUUAAAUACUACUAAUAAACAUUUAUUAAUAAAUUCAGCAUAUUCAUCAAUAAAAUUAAAUAAAGCGCUUAGUCAAAAUCAUAAAAAUAAUUUAAAUUAUUCAAAUCAUUGGUGUUUAUGUAUAAAUAAAUAUUCUAGAAAAUUAUCAAAACAAGAAAAAGUUGAAGAAUUAAAAAGAUCAAUACAAAUUCUAGAAAAUACUACUAAUAAUACAAUUGAUACUACUAAUAAUAAAAUCAGUACAAAUCAUAAUACACAUAAUAAUUUUAUUGUGAAUGAUUAUGGUGAAUUCAAUACAAGAAAUAGAGAUAAUAAUGAAAAAGAAUUAAUGAAAAAUAGAAAUGUACAAGCUGAAGUAUUUUUGAAAGCAUGUCUACCAGAUUGCGUCCCAUCGGUUACUGAAGGACAAGCCGAUCAAACAUGGACAUGUAGAAAUGAUAAGACACGUUUCAAAUGGAACGAAAUACAAUCCUUUCGUCCAGAUUAUUUUCAAAAACAUCAUGCAUCGAAUAAACGUUUGACUCGUACAUUUUCAGAUGAUUCUGUAGUUAAUGUUCGACAGUUGGAUGGUAAGUAAUGUAAUUGUUUUAUAUAGCAUUUUAAGUAACAUGGUAAUGAAAAAACAUAUUUAUUUACUGGAAUCAUGAACCGACCAAUGUCCGAUCAUAAUUAAAAACCUGGAAGCAUUAGAUGGCCGUUUAAUCCUAGUAUGGGAUUCCUUAACAGUAUGUAUCCUGUGCUAACUGCUACCAUCUUAUCAGAAUAAUUUUCAAUUUUUUUAAAAAUAUGUUUCGUAACACAGUGAAGUAGAAGAUGAAUGGAAAUCUACCGAACGGUAAAACAAAAAUCGUAAUGUAAAACCAUUAAUUCAUGUGUAUAUUGUUUCUUCUACGACAUAAAAAUCUAUAUUUGAAGAAUACAUCAAAUAAGACACCAUAUACGGAAACAGAAUAGAAAAUCAGUUAUUCAUAAAGAAAUUAUUCAUUAAUAACAAUAACAAUGAUGUAGGACAAUUAUCUUUACAUAAUAAACAUGUAUAUCAGUACAAAGAGAAUAUCUGAUCAACAACUAACCCUUUUUUGUUGAUAAAAUAACAUCUUGUUUAUCAACCUUUAGCGAACUGUGACUAAAUUUAGUAUUCAUUAACCGAUUUAUUAUGAAUAGUUGGUAAUUUGCAUUGUUUAAUCCAUCAUAAAUUGAGAUCAUGUGAAAGUAUUCUUUCGAGAUAAUAAAUUACAAUUAACAUAAUCGAAAAGAAAAUUUAUAGAAGGCUCUCACAAAUGAUAAAGUUGUUAUAAAACAUAUGAAUAAUUCAGAAGAUUUAGAAAUUUUCAGCUUCAGAAGGGGAACAUAAUCCGUAGAAGACAAAACGCGUUUAUUAGAGUAAGAAAAAGAUAAUGGAAUUUGGUUGGAUCUAAGCAUAUCUAUGUUUAAUCCUUUGAAGACAUACAGGGUGUUUGAAAGCCGUAAACCGGUACGUGUGGGUUUCAGUGAAACUUUGAUUAGAAUACUGGAAAUCAAGGCACUCUAACCUUACAAGUAUCAUCUACAUAAUAAUGUGGUGUGGGUUACUUAUAACCACAUAAGUAGUAUAUGGUGAUAGUCAGGCAUAGAAUGUAUUUCACUAGAAGAUUGAUAAGGAAAGAAACAAAACGGAACGCAAUCGGUAUGAAAAUGCAUGAGAAAUAAUAAUCGGAGACUAUGAACUGAUAUUUGCAGAAGGAAUGGUCAAGGUUGAGACAACUGAUUAAUAGUUUGCAAAUUAAGUGUUUACUGUAUGGUUGUCGGAUUUUAGUGAGAUAGUCUUUCUUUUCUGAGCUCAAAGCAUCUUCUCUUAGUGUAAUUCCCAAAGGUCUACGUUUUUUAUUUCAUUUGAUGUUCCGAAUGCCCACUAGUUUGGAGACAUGAACAAGAACAACAUAGUUACCUAACGUUCUACAUUUUAAGCAGUUCUCUUACUGAUGAUAACUGAUUCCAUAACACACGAUUUGAAACAACUGAACUUAUCACACAAUAAAAGCUUUGAAAAGAAAAUUUAACUAACUAGCUAUUUUUUUAACCAUUUAUAUUUCUGAUUAUAGUUGGAUAUACAGCAUUAUGUGCUUAUCCAAGUUCACCACAUAAUCAUUCUCAAUUUAUACCGAUUCAACCAGAUAUAAAUUUCGACUCAUAUUACAAUGAACAGAAAACAACCAAUCAUCUCUUAUUCAGUCCAUACUUGAAUAGAAAAUCACAGAUAUCAAAUAGUGAAGCCAGUAAUUUUGAUAAUUCAAAAGUUGUAAUACAUUCAACAGUGUCAAUACCUUUUACACCGUCUGGAUUAUCAACUGGAAAUAGAGUUCUAGCGCUAGGCUCAAUCAUUGAAGCAUCCUCUUCUUACUAUGAUCCAAUAGGUUUAACUAAUACAUGCCAAUUAUCAUAUCCAUCUAUGCAAACAAUUCCAUCUUCCUAUGAUAUUGGACAAAAUUCUAAUGGAUGGAUUGAAAAAUAUGAAGAAUUUGAAAGUGAUAAAGAACUGGCAGCACUGUCAAAACUAACAGAAAAUUCAUGUAAUAAUCGGAAACCGAAAUUGGCAGAUGCAUAUGCAGAGAAUUCUUUUGUUUAAAUUAUACACCUAUUAACUUCAAAUGUUUCCAAACAAUUUGUAUGUUUUUAUUUUAAAUCAUUUCUAGACAUUUUCCUUCAUUUUUCAUAUAAAACGAAUAUCCUCCCAAUCAAAUAUAUACAUAUAGUCUGAAAGUUUUUCAACAAUAAUAGUGGCGAAAUGAAGGUAUUAUGAAUGCAUGUAAUAUUUUGUAGAACAAUGUGAUGUCAUUCUUUUCUUCUUUUGUACUUAUUUCUUUAUUUAUUGAAAUGUUUUUUUAAUUAUUAUUAUCUUGUAUUGUUUCUGUACAGAAAGUGAAACUGAAUAAUAUAACAGUAAUUAAUUCCUUGCAAAUUAUCAAUUAUGAUUAAGUAAUUGCAUGAUAAGUUUGACACCAUAAAUCCCAUUACUUAGCCCAUGUGUCCUUUUAAAGAUGGCACCUAAUGUUCAGUCAUUUAAAAUAUGUAACUAUUUUAAAUUAUGUUCAAGUGUAAAAGUAUACAGUAUUUUAAAAGCAUACCAAAUGAUAGAUUACUUCAGUGUUAUCAUUUUAUAGGAUAUAAAUCAUUACCAUAUUACUUGCCAUAAGAGUUUGUUUCAUCAUUUAUCUACAAAGAAUCAUAAGGAUUAAGCUGUAAUUUUAAGUGUAAAAGUACAUUAAUCUAUCAAGUUAUCAGGUCCAUAGUACUAAUCGAACCCUAUCAAUUAACUUAUCAAUGUGACUAAGCAUAUAAGUAAUCCAACAUCGUUUUUGUCAUAACUUGAAUGAUGACUUAAUUGAGUGUAACACUUUCCACUGAAAUAAACCUUAAGGAGGAUGUAUAUUUUAUACAACCAAGUGAAAUUGUAAGUAAAUUUUCUUAUUAAUGUUGGUUGAACAAAUAGUAGGAAAAUUAUUUUGGUGACUUAAAAUAUCCAGUCAGCUGUAAUGUAGGAUCAGGCUCAUAUAUGCAUCGAUCCAUGUUGCCGUACUUCAUUUGCACCACAAGAUGAACGUCAAAUUCAUAGAAACAGCUACUUCAAUGGUAGUAUUAUAUGAAAAAAAAGAUUGUAUAUAAGGAUAUGACACAGGGAGAGAGAAUUAGCUCGUAGAAAGAAAGGUAUAAAGUGAUUUUAAUCUCGCGGUUUAAGGGAAAAAUAAACGCUAUCUGCACUUUUUUCAUGUAUUAUUCUUGUUCAACAGAAAAAAACAUCACUUUAAAGUAAGAUCAUGUCUACUAAUCUAAAUUUAUUGAAACGUCCAUCUUGCAACAAUAAGAAUUUAAAUUAUCGUGACCUAUGUAUUGACAUUCAUUACCAGAUAAAGCAUUCCACAACUUUCAUCAACUUCCCAAAAUAUCUACAGAACGAUUAAUAACCCAGAAUAAACUUGGAUUUUCGCCUUAGAUUUCUCAAAACAACCAUAAAAACCUUAUAUACACACAUUUCUUACUUUUAUCAUAACGCAUAAAAAUCAAAAUAUAACUCCAAUCAGAUGGUGGUUAGAGGUAGUCAAUAAGAAAUCC
Molecule: messenger RNA, 8197 nt
Organism: Schistosoma rodhaini
Lineage: Eukaryota; Metazoa; Platyhelminthes; Trematoda; Strigeidida; Schistosomatidae
Source: the annotation of a GenBank genome assembly